AAAUGCUCACCAUACCGACAUGCUCUGACUCGGAUUGCAAGGCCAAACACAUCAACUCCACAGGAGAACAGUUGAGAAGCCCCCGUUCGAGUGCGCGUACUUGCCGCCUGCCCGGCAACCAAUCACACCAGCUUGUCAUCUGAACUUGUCGAUCUUAGAAGAAGCAAACGACGAGAGGACAAGAGGGUAAUCAAGAAAAAAAGCCUCCGGUUUCACGCGGCAAAGGACGACGUUCGUCAUAGGCGGCGCGACCACGCCAGCAGUGCUGGGCCCGUCGCGAACAUCCGGUUGGAAGUACGGGCCGGAAUCAAAGCUUUUGAUUUGACGUUUUAUUGCUCACAGCCGUCCCUCUGCAUCUUGCACGAUUCACGAAAAGUCAGCGCAGCAGCAGACAUCGUAUUCGGCCUUUUUGUCAGGUGGGAGGUGCUGUACAAGGGCAACCGAAUGCUCAGGAUCCAUAAUUCUUCCAAUCCGCGGAUUCCAGGGACAAAAACGCAGGCUUGGCAGCCCAUUACAAAUAUAAACCAACAGCACCGCCUCCCAAAACUUUGAGUCUACCAGACAAUCCUGACGCACUUCGUCUUGGCCGUUUUGCGAGUACAAUAACACACGGAGAGUCACUGGGCUUUGCCCAGCGGAGACUCUUGUACUCUACCCUACGUCGCCUCAAUUUUCACCUGCGUUCGGGCUUCUCGCUUGCGCUGGCCAGAGCUGCCUCUGACCUCACCACCUCAUCGAACCCCAGUACCUGCCCGCCUCCAGACGCCUUGUUUCGAAACUUCCGUCAACCUGGGCGCCACUGACAUGUCUGCGCAACCUGCUUCGAGCACUCAGCCAGCCGCGUCGUCGUCUUCCGCAAACUCAACGUCAUCCGCCUCUGUCCACUCACAAGAUGGCAGCACUCACAGCGCCACUCCCGCCCAGAACCAGGUAACACUGGUCAAAGAGACGACUGUCAACGGUGAUGCCCGGCAACGUCCACAACCCAUCAAGAAGCCGUCGAUGACAUCGAGGAUCAGCGGCAUGUUCAGGACGAAGGGCGACGACUCGUCUCGUGACGCCUCAAGGACCAACCUGUCUGAGAAGUUGAAGGAGAUGAGCGUUGCAGAGGAUUCUGCCCAGCGCCUGGCAGUUGUCGAGAAUGGCAGGAACGCACCCUCAUCGGAUCCUCCUAGCCGCCAAAAUUCAACCAAGAACGCUCGGCCCGGCGGAAUGAGCGCUGACUCGAAAGCCAAGGUUGGCGCAGGCUCUGAGCCUCCAAAGAAGGUGGAUGAGCACGGCGUGCCAAAGCGUUUCUGGAUAACGCCUGACGGCCUACAUGAGCAUCAGCUCAAAGUCAACAAGCGGAACCAAAAAUUAAAGGACAUGUUACGGGGCUUGUUCGACAAGGGCAAGCCUAGCGAAGAACAGCCCCUCACUCUCAUGGCAGAUUGGAUUGCCCAAAAGCGAACCGAAGAAAAAGCACCAUCGGAUCUCAAAGGCGGCCCCGGGCAAUCUAGCUCGCUCGUUGAGAAGUACGGGAAAUGCCAGGAGAUCGUCGGUCACGGAGCUUUUGGAAUUGUCCGCGUUUCCCACAAGGUCGACGCCAAAGAUCCAAGGCGCGAGCAACUAUUCGCUGUUAAGGAAUUUCGUCAGCGACCUGGCGAGUCAGCAAAGAAGUACCAGAAGCGUCUAACCUCAGAGUUUUGCCUCUCGUCGUCAAUGCAGCACCCAAAUGUGAUCCAUACACUUGAUCUCCUCCAAGACGAUAAGGGCGACUAUUGCGAAGUCAUGGAAUAUUGCGCUGGUGGCGAUUUGUACACCCUUAUCCUUGCUGCUGGCAGUCUAGAGGUCCUCGAAGCCGACUGCUACUUCAAGCAACUCAUGCGCGGCGUCGAAUACAUGCAUGAGAUGGGCGUCGCACAUCGUGACUUGAAGCCUGAGAAUCUGCUCCUCACGCAACAUGGAGCUCUCAAGAUUACCGACUUUGGCAACGGCGAAUGCUUUCGUAUGGCCUGGGAGCGAGAAGCUCACAUGACGGCUGGUCUUUGUGGCUCUGCUCCAUACAUUGCACCUGAGGAGUAUAUAGAGAAAGAGUUUGAUCCUCGUGCUGUUGAUGUUUGGGCAUGUGGAAUCAUUUACAUGGCUAUGCGUACUGGUAGGCAUCUAUGGCGUGUUGCUAAGAAGGGAGAGGACGAGUUCUUCACUCGGUAUCUCGAAGACCGCAAGGAAGAGACUGGCUUCCGGCCCAUCGAGGUUCUGAAAAGAGCGAGGUGUCGCAACGUUAUCUACUCUAUCCUUGAUCCGAACCCGUCCAGACGCUUGACCGCAAAGCAGAUCUUGCAGUCUGAGUGGGUCAAGGAGAUCAAAGUCUGCAAGGCAGGAGAGGAAGGUUAUUAAGUUCUCUCCCGAACAUUAAUGGUAAUACCCGUGCAAGGCGUCAUAAACACUACAACUGAUGGACAGGCGCAAACUGUACGACUUUUACGAAUGAGCCAUGAUUAGCCGCUGAAAACCGGCGGCAUGACCUCUAUUUCGAGAAGCACGAACAGGUUCGGGUUUCCGAUGGUGACAGAUACCCUUCUCUCCAGAUCCUUACCUACUGUUAUUUUUUCUUUAUCACGCAAGUCACUUCUGCUUCAUGUAACUGGCGGCAUCAUUGUUUGGCGUUUAUACUGUUGCUCGUGGCGGCUUCUGGAUCACAACCAUGACUACAAAUGCAAUCGCUAGAGCAGCAAAGCAGAUAUGAAUUAUGUAGAGCUGGGUGGAAAUGAAUGCUUUGCCUUUUGCAAAAUAGAUUGGAUUGCAACAGUCGUUCUCGUCUCGUCCAUGACCCAUGUCUGAAAGAGGUGCAAUUCCCACCGUAGAACGGAGCAGAGCUUGCAAACUUGAGCUCCUCGUCAACAGACUCAUUGCACCGGCAGAGAAGUUUGCGUUAACAACUCAUGAAAACACAUUCGCGUCUAGAGAGUGAUUUUUUACUGUUUCACGAUAUUGAUCGAAGGUUUC
Verruconis gallopava is the source of this 2988-nucleotide messenger RNA. RefSeq lists its product as uncharacterized. The transcript has 2 exons. Gene Ontology annotation, molecular function: protein serine/threonine kinase activity; ATP binding. The coding region runs from base 805 to 2379 and encodes 524 amino acids. NCBI's taxonomy places the organism in Eukaryota, Fungi, Ascomycota, Dothideomycetes, Venturiales, Sympoventuriaceae. Gene Ontology annotation, biological process: intracellular monoatomic cation homeostasis; protein phosphorylation; intracellular signal transduction. The record is from RefSeq and is a predicted model, not a curated record.